Molecule: messenger RNA, 4883 nt
Organism: Rhinichthys klamathensis goyatoka
Lineage: Eukaryota; Metazoa; Chordata; Actinopteri; Cypriniformes; Leuciscidae
Product: vitellogenin-like
Exons: 34
Coding region: 13-4875 (1620 amino acids)
Biological process (GO): lipid transport
Molecular function (GO): lipid carrier activity
Source: RefSeq, a predicted model, not a curated record
AAACCACCAGCCAUGAGAGCUGUUGUGCUUGCCUUGACUCUGGCCUUUGUGGCGAGUCAACAGAUUAACCUUGUUCCUGAGUUUGCCCCUGAUAAGACCUAUGUGUACAAGUAUGAGGCUCUGCUCUUGGGUGGUCUUCCUCAAGAAGGUCUGGCCAGAGCAGGAAUAAAAGUCAGCAGCAAGGUUCACAUCAGUGCCGUGACAGAGAACACCUUCCUGAUGAAGCUCAUGGAUCCUCUACUUCACGAGUAUGCUGGCAUUUGGCCCAAGGAUCCAUUUGUUCCUGCCACUAAGCUCACCUCAGCUCUGGCUGCUCAGCUUCAGAUUCCCAUCAAGUUUGAGUAUGCUAAUGGUGUGGUUGGAAAGGUAUUCGCCCCAGCAGGAGUCUCCCCUACAGUACUGAACCUGCACAGAGGAAUCCUCAACAUCCUUCAGCUUAACCUCAAGAAGACCCAGAACAUCUAUGAGCUGCAAGAGGCUGGAGUUCAGGGAGUGUGCAGGACCCACUACGUCAUCAAUGAGGAUACAAAGGCCAACCACAUUAUUAUCACCAAGUCUAAGGAUCUGAACCACUGCCAGGAGAGAAUUAUAAGGCACACUGGCUUGGUGUACACUGAGAAGUGUGCUGAAUGCACAAAGAGAGUCAAAAGUCUGAUUGAAACUGCAUCUUACAACUACAUCAUGAAACCAUCUGCUGCCGGUGUACUGAUCGCUGAAGCCACAGUUGAGGAAGUGCAUCAGUUUUCACCCUUCAAUGAGAUCCAUGGUGCUGUCCAGAUGGAAGCAAAACAAACCUUGGCAUUUGAAGAGAUUCAGAAAACCCCUGUUGUUCCAAGCAACACUGAUUACUUGGCUCGUGGAUCCCUGCAGUAUGAGUUUGCAACUGAGAUUCUUCAGACCCCCAUUCAACUCAUAAAGAUCAUUGAUGCACAAGCACAGAUUGUCGAGGUCCUGAACCACUUGGUUGAAAAUAACCUGGCCAUGGUCCAUGAUGAUGCUCCACUAAGGUUUGUUGAGCUCGUCCAGCUCCUGCGUGCUGCCACCUUGGAGAAUAUUGAGGCUAUCUGGGCUCAGUUCAAAGACAAACCAGUUUACAGGCGCUGGCUUCUGGAUGCUCUUCCUGCUGUUGGCACACCAGUCAUUGUAAAAUUAAUCAAGGAGAAGUUCCUGGCUGGUGAACUUACCAUUCCUGAGUUCAUUCAGGCUCUUGUGGUUGCUCUGCAAAUGGUCACUGCUGAUUUGGACACCAUCCAGUUAACAGCUAGUUUGGCUAUGCACGAGAAAAUCUCCACAAUCCCAGCUCUGCGUGAAGUCGUCAUGCUUGGAUAUGGUUCCAUGAUUGCAAAACACUGCGCUGCAAAUCCCACUUGCCCUGCCGAGCUCCUCAAGCCCCUCCAUGAUAUUGCUAUAGAGGCCAUUUCCAAGAAUGACAUUCCUGAAAUCACUUUGGCUUUGAAAGUUCUGGGCAAUGCUGGUCACCCUGCUAGUCUUAAAACCAUCAUGAAGCUCCUACCUGUACUAAAAACUACAGCUGCUGCUGUGCCCAUUAGAGUCCAGGUUGAUGCCAUCUUGGCCCUGAGGAACAUUGCCAAGAAAGAUCCCAAACUGGUUCAGCCAGUGGCCCUGCAGCUUGUAUUGGACAGGGCUCUCCACCCUGAAGUGCGUAUGGUUGCUUGUAUUGUGUUGUUCGAGGCCAAGCCCUCAGUGGCUCUCGUCUCCAAUCUUGCUGGUGCUUUGAAGACUGAGACUAACAUGCAGGUUGCGAGCUUUGCCUAUUCCCACAUCAAGUCCUUGACCAGAAUCACUGCACCUGAUAUGGCAUCUGUUGCGGGUGCAGCUAAUGUUGCCAUCAAGCUCAUGAGUCGCAAACUGGACAGGCUUAGCUUCCGUUUCAGCAGAGCCCUUCAGCUGGACUUCUAUCAUACUCCUCUUAUGAUUGGAGCUGCUGGUAGUGCCUACAUGAUCAAUGAUGCCGCCACCAUCCUGCCCAGAGCUGUUGUAGCUAAAGCACGUGCUUACCUGGCUGGAGCUGCUGCUGAUGUUCUUGAGAUCGGUGUGAGAACUGAAGGAAUCCAGGAGGCUCUUCUGAAAUCUCCUGCUGCAGAUGAAAGUGUUGACCGUAUCACAAAGAUUAAGCGCACUCUGAGAGCCCUCAUAAACUGGAAGGCUCUGCCAACCAAUCAGCCAUUGGCUUCAGCAUAUGUAAAAGUGUUUGGACAGGAAUUGGCUUUCACCAGUAUUGACAGGACCAUCAUUGAACAAGCAAUGCAGCUUGCCACUGGACCCAAACCACGUGAACAGUUGAAGCGUGCCCUUAAAGCUUUGCAGGAAGGAAUUGUCUGGCAGCGUGCCAAACCCCUACUUAUAGCUGAAGUGCGUCGUAUCUUUCCAACAACAGUUGGUGUGCCCAUGGAGCUCAGUUUGUACUCAGCUGUUGUUGCAGCUGCAAGUCUCAAUGUUAAAGCCACCAUAACACCUCCUCUCCCUGAGGAGAUUGAGACUAUGACCCUUGAGCAGCUCAAGAAGACUGAUGUUCAACUCCAAGUUGAAGCUAGACCAAGUAUUGCUUUGCAGAAAUUUGCUGUGAUGGGAGUGAACACUGCCUUGAUCCAAGCUGCUGUUAUGGCAAAAGGAGAAAUCCGUAUAAUUGCCCCUGGAAAAGUGGCUGCAAGAGCAGACAUUCUCAAGGGCAACUACAAGGUGGAGGUUCUACCUGUUGAUAUUCCUGAACACAUUGCUGAUGUGAGCUUUGAGACUAUUGCUUUGGCAAGAAACAUUGAAGAUCCUACUUCAGAGAGAAUUGUUCCAUUGGUUCCUGAGUUGUCCCUGCAAAACUCCCAGACAUUGUCUUCUGAGAUCCUUUCUCCUGACAUGCCAGAUGAGACUCCUGUGAGAGCUGCUGCUCCAUUUCACAAGACUCUCUGUCUUGCUGUCCCAUAUAUUGAAAUCAAGGGGUGCGUUGAGGUGCACUCUCACCAUGCUGCUUUUAUCAGAAAUUCUCCUCUCUUCUACAUAAUUGGACAGCACUCAGCCCGUGCUGCACUGACAAGAGCUGAAGGUCCUGCGGUUGAAAGACUGGAGCUUGAAGUUCAAGUUGGUCCUAGAGCUGCUGAGAGACUCCUUAAGCAAAUCAGCCUCAUUGAUGAAGAGACUCCAGAAGGAAAGGCCUUCCUGUUGAAACUGAGGGAAAUCCUGGAGACUGAAGACAGAAAUGCGUCCGUCUCCUCUGAAAGCAGCAGUAGCAGCCGCAGGAGCCGCAGGAGCCGCAGCAGCAGCAGCAGCAGCAGCAGUUCAAGCUCCUCCAUGUCCAGCUCUCGUGUGACUGAGAAUGCCAAUCACAUGGAGCCCUUCAAGAAAUUCCACAAAGAUCAGUUCAUGGCACACCAUGGUGCCUCAAAGGCUGUAAGCAGUGGAAGCACCGCAUCUAGCUUUGAGCAAAUCCAGAAACAGGCUAAAUAUCUUGGAGAUUCUGCUCCACCUGUUUUUGCUGCCAUUGCCCGUGUUGUUAGAGUGGACCACAAGUUGUUGGGUUACCAGCUUGCUGCUUUCUUUGACAAGCAAACUGCUAGAGUGCAGCUCGUUGUUUCCUCCAUUGCUGAGAAUGACAACUGGAAGUUGUGUGCUGAUGGUGUCCUGCUGAGCAAGCACAAAGUCACUAGCAAGGUUGCUUGGGGUUCAGAGUGUCAACAAUAUGCAGUCAUUACUAAAGCUGAGGCUGGAAUCCUUGGAGAAUUCCCUGCUGUCCGUCUAGAGUGGGAAUUUGAAAGGCUUCCAGUUAUUGCCAUCACCUAUGCCAAAAAGCUGUCUAAACACAUCCCUAUGGCAGCAUUGCAGUCAGGAUUCAGGUUUGAAAGAGCCACGAACAGUGAGAAAGAAAUCGAUCUGACUGUGGCCUUGCCAACUAAGAGGACCUUGAAUGUCAUUGCUAGGAUUCCAGAGAUGACUCUGUCAAGGAUGGCUAUUCCUCUCCCUAUCACUGUUCCCAUCAAUCCAGAUGGAACUCUUUCUAUUCAUAUUGAUCAGGACAUUCAGUUCAGAGCCCAGAACUAUAUCUAUGAACAGACCACAGCUCAGUGCAGCAUGAUGCAGGACACAAUCACCACCUUCAACAACAGGAGGUUCAAGAUGGAAAUGCCCAUUUCCUGCCACCAAGUCUUAGCCCAGGAUUGCACACCUGAGUUGAAAUUUGUUGUUCUGUUGAAGAAGGAUGGACAGUCUGAAAAAAACCGCCUGAACGUUAAACUUGCUGAUAUUGAUGUAGAGAUGUAUUCUUUGGGCACCGAUGCAAAAGUUAAAGUUAAUGAAAUGGAAGUUCCCAUCAGCAGUCUUCCCUAUCAGCAUCCCUCAGGCUCCAUCCAGAUCAAGAAGAAGGAUGAUGGUUUGUCACUUUAUGCUCCUAGUCACGGGCUUCAGGAAGUCUACUUUGCCAGUGGUCAAUGGAAGAUUCAAGUUGCAGACUGGAUGAAGGGACAGACAUGUGGCAUCUGUGGAAAGGCUGAUGGAGAGAUCAGACAGGAGUACACUACGCCCAGUGGAUACCUGACCAAGAGCUCAGUCAGCUUUGCUCACUCAUGGGUGCUUCCUGCUGAGAGCUGCCGUGAUGCCAGCCAAUGCCGCAUGAAACUUGAAUCUGUGAAGUUGGAGAAGCAAGCGAUUUUGAAUGGACAGGAAUCUAAAUGCUACUCCGUUGAGCCUGUGCUGCGCUGUCUGUCAGGCUGUACACCAAUCAGAACCAUCCCUGUCACUAUUGGAUACCACUGCCUGUCCACUGACUCCAACCUCAACAUGUUUGAUGGAAUCUAUGAGAAGAGUGUAGACUUGAGAGAGACUACAGAUGCUCAUGUGGCCUGUCGCUGCUCUGAGCAGUGUGCUUAAACCCAAUU